AUGUCUUCGAAUAUUGAAGAAUCAAAACUCAUCAACGAAGUGGUCGUUCUCAGUUCGCAAGGCCAGAAAACCCACAUGGAAAUAAGUGGUAAAUCAUCCAUGUCCUUGAGUAUUCGCGACAGGUUGUUGAUAGACAAGGUAAAGUCGUUCAACAACUGCAUCUACGUAGGUAAUUUGGACCAUAGAAUAACAAAGAAGGAGUUGGAAGUGCACUUCUCCAGAUGCGGUUACAUCAAUAACAUUAGGAUUCUUGUCUCGAUGAUCAAAGGAUUGCACCAAGGACAUGCUUACAUUGAGUUUUUCGACGAGAAUUCGUUGUUCGUUGCGAGCUGCUUGGAUGGCACCUAUCUCUACAAUAAACCGAUCGAGGUGCUUCCUAGGAAGUCGAAUGGACCUGUAAGCACGUCUCGCUAUUACACCAACAUUUUCGGACCGUUCUCAGAUGUGGAAGACUUCUACAAAGUCGAAGAAGAGGAGGAAAAAGAGAGUGACGAUUCUAGUGUCGACGGGGAAAUGACGAAGGAGGAAAUGGCCAGAUGGCAACGCAAUGAAGCUGUAAUGAGAGUUCGCCGUUGGAGAGUCACCCAGAAACCGUACUAA
Molecule: messenger RNA, 600 nt
Organism: Nicrophorus vespilloides
Lineage: Eukaryota; Metazoa; Arthropoda; Insecta; Coleoptera; Silphidae
Product: polyadenylate-binding protein 2-like
Exons: 1
Coding region: 1-600 (199 amino acids)
Molecular function (GO): RNA binding
Source: RefSeq, a predicted model, not a curated record